CAAGACAUGUUGCGGCCACGUCUUGUGCUCUUUGGUGACUCCAUCACUGAGCAGUCCUUUCGCCCCGGCGGUUGGGGAGUGGCCCUUGCCGACACCUACUCCCGCAAGGCCGAUGUUGUUGUCAGAGGCUAUGGUGGGUACAACUCGAGAUGGGCCUUGUUCCUGAUCCAGCGCAUCUUUCCCCUGGUUGGCUUACCACCCGUUGCUACGACUAUAUUCUUUGGCGCUAAUGAUGCAACGCUUCUAGGACGAACAAGCGAGCGACAACAUGUUCCAGUUGAGGAGUACAGACAGAAUCUCAAAACAAUUGUUAAUCAUCUUAAGGUGAAUUUGAAACAAAAUGAUAAUAAUGUUCCUCACUAG
Hordeum vulgare subsp. vulgare (domesticated barley) is the source of this 363-nucleotide messenger RNA. RefSeq names its product GDSL esterase/lipase At5g62930-like. Lineage: Eukaryota; Viridiplantae; Streptophyta; Magnoliopsida; Poales; Poaceae. The record is from RefSeq and is a predicted model, not a curated record. The coding region runs from base 7 to 363 and encodes 118 amino acids. Gene Ontology annotation, molecular function: hydrolase activity, acting on ester bonds. The transcript is spliced from 3 exons.